AAAGUGCAGGGAAAAAAAAGUGAUAAGCAGCUUCUGGGUUUUGCUUUCAAGCGCACUCCUGCUGAAUCGGCGUGUGUGUGUGUGUGUGUGUGUGGGGCGUUCACUCUUUCUCCUGCCACAGUAGCAAGACAUUGCAGCAGCGUCGGCCCCGAACAAAAGGCUAAACGCAGCAGAGCCACAAGAGGAGAAACUCAGGGAUAGAAGCAGGCAGAGUGGCCCAGCGUGACUGCACUUCUCAGGGAGGAACUCAACCUGCCAUUUAGAGACAGGACGGUAGGCUGCCUGCUGUCUGUCUCUCUCUGAGCUGAGGAAAACACCCGUUUUCUCUUUCAUUCAUUCACCUCAGCCUCUGUCAUCCUGUACCUGCCCUUCUUCACCUGGGCAUCUUUUUCCCUUUUCAUCCACCUGUCACCUCCGAGAUGUCAGACGAUGACUGCCUCUCGCCCAUCGGCCUGGACUGCUGCAGCUGCUGCUUGGACCUUGCCAACGGCUGCGAUGACUCCAUGGCCAACAGUCCGGCUUCGGGCCUCGGCCUGCCGGGGAGCCCCACCAGCCCCAGCGUCAACCACUUCCGCCAGCUCCGCAGCCAGCUGAUGUACCAGAACCUGAACACGGACAAGCUGAACAACAUCAUGAGGCAGGACUCCCUGGAGUCUGUGGUGAGGGACCCCUGUUUCCUGCUCAACGAGGGGAUCUGCAACAGCAACAUUGACCAGACCAUGCUGUCGAUACUGCUCUUCUUCCACAGUGCCUCUGGUGCUAGCGUUGUGGCCAUCGACAACAAGAUCGAACAGGCGAUGGAUCUGGUCAAGAACCACUUGAUGUAUGCGGUGCGCGAGGAGGUGGAGAUCCUCAAAGAGCAGAUCAAAGAGCUGGCGGAGAAGAACAACCAGCUGGAGCGGGAGAACUACCUGCUGAAGAACCUGGCCAGCCCGGAGCAGAUGGAGAAGUUCCAGUCUCGCAUCCCGACUGACCUGCCGCUGGACAAUCUGAGCUCUCAGGUGACCCCGGACCAGCACAACCGCCAGCAGCAACCCUGCGGCCUCAGCGCCGGCUCUGCUGUAUAAGUGGCUCUGCCUUGGGGCGGGCAGAGCCACUGUCUCUUCACAGUAAUGGACCUCCAUUUUUUGAACGCAAGCGUUUCAAAAAAACAUCGCCGCCGCCGAGAACCUCCUUCGUUUAAAAACAACGAAGGUUGAAGCAUCGGGGCUGUAAAAUGAUCGAUGGGACACAAAAACGAACUGUUGAGCACAAAACAGAAAUUAAGACGCUCUGACUGGUGCGGUGUCGGGCCUCGUCCUCUGAUACCGUCCAACUCUUUGUCGUAGUCUCUCUUGUGUAGACAAAAGCGCUGAGAAUAGAGCGAGGGCUGACUAGGCACCGACGAGCGCUUGCUUCCAGACAGCAGGACAGCUUCCAACAAACACCCUUCGCUCUAGAGAGGUUGGGUGUGCGGAGGUGUUGAUCGGGCUCGCCCUGCAGGUGCUAACUCGGAAAGUGUCGGGUGAGGUUGCUCCCUGCUCACCCCAGAGGAGAACCGUCUGUCCUCCCGCGUCCUCAACGAGAAGAGCCCCAUCACGUGGAUUUUGUCCGAUCUCAAAAAGUUUCAAGGACUCCCAGCCGCACAUUUCAGCAACACACAACGAGGACUUUUUCCUGUACCUACAAUGUAUUGUUCAUGUACAUUUUAAGCAUAACAAGAAUAAUCAACAGGAUAAGCUUAAGGAGGUGGAGGUUAAAUGCAGUAUAGCCUGUUCGACCGCUGCAGUAGACUGAUCAGUAUACUGUCAUGAUUCAUAAAAUGUAAUCUUGUAUUGCAGUCGGGGGGCUUGCUGCUUUAUGGGGGGAAAUUAAUCCUGCUAUAUCUUUUUGAUUUUUGUUUGUGAUUCUGAACAAAAAUCUUGUUUGUAAAAUAGGAGCAUUGUACAGUUUUGUAAUCUUGAGGUAGGGCGACAGGCAUAAUCUGCCCACCUUAGCUCUUCACAGUAAAAGGGUAACUACAAUGUACAUAAAACGUCCCGAAAGGUAGUGGAGAUGGCGAGCGAGCAGAAACCAGCAUUUUAGUCGCUGCAGAUGCACUCCUGAUUUUUUUUUUAGCAGCGUCAUCCAGUAUCUGGUCUGUAUUGCUCCGAUGACAACUUGAAAACGAUGGCAUGACAACAGUGCCUGUCCUUUUUUAGUAAGAGAGGAACACAUUUCCACACUGAGCUCUGUUGUUGUUGUUGUUGUUGUUGUUUUCUAGCUACCAAAGACUUUUUUUUUUUUUUUUUUUCCUCACAACAACAGAAGCCGAGUAAACCAGGACCAUGUGUACAACUUCACAGGGAGAAGUCUUGUUUGUAGCUAGAGCUAAAGUUUCCAUGUGUUUUUUUGUUUGUUGUAAAGAUAACGGUAUUGUUGCUGUAAAAGUAUCCUCGAAAGAGUUGUUCACUAUGGUGUUUGGAUACAACUGCACAUUUGCAAUAAACCUUAUGUUUACAUAAUAC
Sebastes umbrosus (honeycomb rockfish) is the source of this 2486-nucleotide messenger RNA. It is a transcript of the gene tsc22d3, whose product is annotated as TSC22 domain family, member 3. The transcript is spliced from 3 exons. NCBI's taxonomy places the organism in Eukaryota, Metazoa, Chordata, Actinopteri, Perciformes, Sebastidae. Gene Ontology annotation, biological process: regulation of transcription by RNA polymerase II. The coding region runs from base 420 to 1067 and encodes 215 amino acids. The record is from RefSeq and is a predicted model, not a curated record.